Messenger RNA from Ruditapes philippinarum (Manila clam), 1636 nucleotides. RefSeq lists its product as uncharacterized. The record is from RefSeq and is a predicted model, not a curated record. The transcript is spliced from 4 exons. NCBI's taxonomy places the organism in Eukaryota, Metazoa, Mollusca, Bivalvia, Venerida, Veneridae. Gene Ontology annotation, molecular function: zinc ion binding. The coding region runs from base 23 to 1318 and encodes 431 amino acids.
UGUCUAUAGUUACUUAAUCAAAAUGGCGACCGGCGGUAGGAGUUUUAUAAAAGCCUCGGAUAUUAUACAUGAUUUUUCUUGCUCUCCAUGCUCAGAACAGGGUAAAAAUUCAGAAGCAAUAUACAGAUGUGUCGAGUGUAAAACCUUCCUCUGUGCAAAUUGUCGAUAUGGACACAAUCGGUUUGUCAUAGGUCAUAAGGUAGUUGAUGUCCGCGCAAAGGAUAUUGGAGGAAGUUUGAUUCAUUUAAAAGGUUAUAAGUGCAAGGAACAUCAGGACAAGAUGAUUGAAAUGUACUGCAAGACACAUGAUGAAGUAUACUGUCCUAUUUGUAUACUGAAACACGGAUCAUGUACAGGAGUGGAAUACAUUCCAAAUGUUGCUAAAAUACUUCUAAAAAGUCAAGACAAAGAAAGUGUUGAAACAGAAUUGAAACAACAAAUCAUUGAUUUGCAAAAACUAAAGCACGAUCGACUCGAAUAUUUGUGCAAACUGGCAGAAGACAAAAAUGAAACAAGAAGAAACAUUAAGAGUUUUAAUGAAGAGUUUAUCAAAAAAGCUGAAGAAUUGGAAAAGUCUUUACUUCUAGAAGUUGAGAAUAAAUACAAGGCGAUUACAGACGAUGUAAUUCUUGAUAUGAAGAGGAUUGAUCAACUGAUUGAUGAUGUCGAUAAAUAUCUUUCCAAGAUUGUUGCAGGCAAAUAUGAUGAUGUCAAGGAUGAAGUUGUUACGUUUAGAUUGUCGGAACAUCAAGUUAUUGCAGCUAAUAAACAAAUACUAGACCUUGCGCUGAAAAAAGAAGAAAGGGUUGAUUUUCAAUGUAGUACUUCGUUUAAAAAAUGUUUCGGCGAACACCGUCUUGGAAAUUUGAACAUUUCUAGCAGAAGUCGAAAUACUGUUAACCUUUACGCUGCUAAUGAAUAUGAAAGAGGAGAAUAUUCAUUUUUCAAAAGGACAAUAGAGAAGUACAUACAGCCUCGUCUUACUGAAAGUGGGAUACAUUCAAAAGUAAUUGAUGAUCUUGGAGUCGUCAAUGCUGGUGAUCUCUGUGUUUGUGUUGUCACAUUUAUUCCAGAUUUUGAGAAGCUUGUCAAGGACUUAAAAAAGGGCAAAGUCAAAAAUAGUCGAAAAUACAAAGUUUUAGUUGUGUGUACAGUGGCGAGAGAAAUAGUGAGAAUUUUUGAUAGUACUUCUUUAACUCAUAAUACUGCUCAAAAAAUGUGCACAGACAAUAACUUACCUUACAUAUCUGUUUACAAUCCGUUUGUUGAUUCAUCGGAGGAUCUUGUUCAAAUGAUCAGAAAAACUGUAGACGAAUAAUUUAACGAGACAGAACUUACAUUUACAAGAGAUUCAUAUACAUUGGCUAUGUUAUCUGGACACAUGGGAUAUAAACUUUACAACAAUUUACAGAAUGUGCAAAUAGCAUCUAUCCAAAAAAGACAAGAACAUAAAGCUACGACAUUACUUAUUUUAAGAAGCGUUGGUAAUUAUAGAAAAUCGGAACAUUGAAAGUGGCCUUUAUUGCAAAGAAACUUAAAAUCACAUACAUCUGCCCAUAGUUUCAGACCACCCCAGAAAUAAAAAGCAAUCUAUACCGCUUCAAAAGAAUAUGCAGUAUUGACAAAAAAUUUACAA